AUGUUUUGUCAGAUAGAAACAUUAAAUAGCUUCAAUUAGGAUAGCUAGGAUAGUAAAAUUAAAAAUUUGUCCUUAAAAAAAGUGACGAACCCCAGAAAUAUUUUGAAACUCAAAGGGAAAGAACCCAUUAUCUAUCAUCUAAAACACCUAUUUCACUUUCUCCAAGAAUUGAUUUUGUCAAAGAAAAUAAAUCUAUAAUUACCAUUUAAGGAAGCCAAAAUGCUUAAGAAUAAGAAAAAAAGCGUGAGCGAGUUUUUAUUUCUUCAUUUCAAAAAAAAAUGGAAGAAAAAAAGGCAUACAUGA
Messenger RNA from Tetrahymena thermophila SB210, 303 nucleotides. RefSeq lists its product as hypothetical. Lineage: Eukaryota; Ciliophora; Oligohymenophorea; Hymenostomatida; Tetrahymenidae. The record is from RefSeq and is a predicted model, not a curated record. The transcript has 2 exons.